AUGUUCUGGCCGGCCUUGCUUUCGAUCGGGCUGUUUCUCACCAGAGAGCAUGCCGCGAGUGCCCCUGCCGCGAACCUGACAACUCGAGAUACCAGCGUCCCUCGCGGUGCCAUCAUCAACCACUGCAUCGUUCCGGGCGUCGUUGCGCUCACAUUCGACGACGGCCCAUUCAUCUACACGGAGCAUGUGUUGGACCUAUUGGAUGAGUACGACGCCAAAGCCACCUUCUUCAUCAACGGCGAGAACUGGUCACGAGCCAUCAACGACUUCUCCACGCCCUGGCCCGGGAUUCUGAGGCGGAUGGACGCUGCUGGCCAUCAGAUCGGCUCCCACACAUGGGGCCACGCCGACCUCUCGGUUGCCGAUCACGACACGCGCGAGAACCAGAUCGUGCAACUCGAGAAGGCGCUCUUCCAUGUCAUUGGCAAAGCCCCUACCUACCUUCGACCCCCCUACGCUUCGUGCACGUGGGAAUGCCUGGACCACACAGCGCGGCUGGGCUAUCAUGUGGUCAACUUCGAUGUCGAUCCCAAGGACUACAUGCACAACGACCCCGACGACAUCGGGGUAGCUAUGGAGAACUUUACCCGGCUGCUGGAUGAGAAUCGAUGGGGAUUGGAUUCGUUCCUGGUGCUCAGCCACGACUCGCUCCGGAACACGGCCGACUCCCUGGUCCCUUACAUGCUCAUGGAGAUCAAGCAGAGGGGUUACAGGGCCGUGACGGUGGGCGAGUGUCUAGGCGACCCGGCUGAGAACUGGUACUGGCAUACGUGA
This is a messenger RNA of Parathielavia appendiculata, 774 nucleotides long. RefSeq names its product carbohydrate esterase family 4 protein. The record is from RefSeq and is a predicted model, not a curated record. Gene Ontology annotation, molecular function: hydrolase activity, acting on carbon-nitrogen (but not peptide) bonds. Bases 1 to 774 code for a protein of 257 amino acids. Gene Ontology annotation, biological process: carbohydrate metabolic process. Lineage: Eukaryota; Fungi; Ascomycota; Sordariomycetes; Sordariales; Chaetomiaceae. The transcript has a single exon.